CGUGACGUCACGCAAGCACAAGCGGGCACUUGCCGAUACUUCGAAUUUGUUGAUUUUCUUGUUUUUGCUGUAUCAGAUUGACUCCAUUGAUGGUCGAUAAAUUGUUAGAAUGACAGAGGAAGACGAUGUUGGCCGCCGAUUGCGGCAUAAGACGAAGAAGGUUUAUUCUGAAGAAAUAGGAGAUGAUGAAAUAGAAGGAAGCAGAACCUACAGUAUUGAGAGCAUCCUACAAUCUGACAAAUUUGACGAUGAAAAACUUGUUAAAGUUAUGGAAGGAAAAGAUGUUACAGUGGCAUACUGGCAGAAACAUGGCUUUGAUACCCCCAUAGUAGUACAUGAGAGGUCAGGCCUAGGAAUGAGAGUUCCAAGUGAGAAUUUCAAAGUCAAUGACGUAAAACAGUGUGUGGGUAGUCGCCGUGUCGUUGACGUGAUGGAUGUAAAUACCCAGAAGGCUUUGAUGAUGACGAUGAAAGAAUGGGUAUCCUACUACACAAACCCUGAUAGGAGUGAGCUACUGAAUGUGAUAAGCCUAGAAUUCAGCCAUACUAAGCUAGAGAAUUAUGUCGAAUGCCCUCAAGUUGUGCGCAGUGUUGAUUGGGUAGACCAUGUAUGGCCGCGCUAUCUGAAACUUGGCCAAACUGAGAGCACAAAUGUUAUUGAGAAGAUGAAAUACCCUAAAGUUCAGAAAUACUGCCUAAUGAGUGUUGCUGGGUGUUACACUGACUUCCAUAUUGACUUUGGAGGUACCUCUGUCUGGUAUCAUAUCUUACAUGGAGAGAAGAUAUUUUGGCUGAUAGAGCCAACAGAGGAAAAUCUUCAGAUCUAUGAGGAAUGGACUCUAUCUGCAAACCAGGGGGACGUUUUUCUAGCCACGCAGGUGAAGGAAUGCCAGAAAAUACACUUAAAGGCUGGCUACACGUUCUUCAUACCAACAGGUUGGAUACAUGCAGUGUACACGCCAAAAGAUUCACUUGUAUUUGGUGGCAACUUCCUACAUAAUUUCGGAAUUCCGAUGCAAAUACGAGUUGCUGAAGUUGAGGAAAAGACACAUGUAAACAGAAAAUUCCGCUAUCCAUUCUUUGCGGAGAUGCACUGGUAUCUUUUGGAGCGCUACGUGAGUUGCCUCACAGGGAAGAAACACCGUGUGAAAACGGAAGAGGAAAUAGACUUUGAGAAAACGUGUGAAAAAGAGGGAACUCGGACGAGAAAAAAGAAAGUUGUUGAUGGAGAGGUGAAAGCUGAACCUGAAUCAGUUAAAGUGGAAGAAACCACUGUUGAGAGGCCAUGCAGUCCCAAGAGCCCAAUACUCAAAGACCAUUCCUACGGCAGUCCAGGCCACAUGCACGUUGGCUCUCCGCGAGUAGUCAUUCAUAAUAUAGAUGAUCUAGUCUACCCAAAGUCUCCAGCAAGUGGAGUUCAAUCUCCUGUCUCUAUAGACUAUUCAGAUAUUGCUUCCCCCAAAAGUCCAGAAUCUGUAAGAAGUGAACAUAGUAAGGAGGCUGCUAAAGAGGAUGAGAAGCCCAGACCUAAAGUACAUCUCACCAAAGCUGAAAUUAAUGGUUUAAAGAGAGUAUGCAUCUGGCUGGAUGAGUUGCCCUCCCAGAAGAAGUCCAUACCAAGGGAUAUACCUGACCCGGAAGGACUCUUACGUGAUGCACAGUCCAUAAUAAUGGAACAUGAGGCUGAAGAUGACCCCUUGAAGGCUGUAACUGGGGAGAUUGUGCUGCAGUGGCCUGCUGAGGUCAAGAAACUGAAAAUCAAGCGUGAGACGACAACAUACAGUUUCCCACGUAAGCACGCUGUCUCUAAGAAAGGACCACGUCCUAUUGGUAAUGAUAAACUGCGUAAACGUCGUGGAAGAUGCAAGAGGUGUGAGCCUUGUACGAGGUCUAACUGUAAGGAGUGUACGUUUUGUCAUGAUAUGAAGAUGUAUGGCGGACCAGGAAGAAUGAAACAGUCCUGCAUGAGUAGACGCUGUCUCGCGCCUGUGUUGCCAAGUACUGUUGAGUGUAUGAUGUGUAAAAACAACCCACUAGAUGAUGAGGGCCUGCCAACAGUGCUAGAGUGUGGUAUAUGUUGGGAGAUUUUCCACCCUGAGUGUUUCAAGGAUAAGCAUGAAGACCUAAAAGACAAAGAGGGUGUCAUUAAUGAGGACCUUCCCAAUAGCUGGGAAUGCCCUAAGUGCUGUAAUGAAGGUCUCCAGGGACAAAUUGCUCCAAGUCGUAUGCGUCUCAUGCAGAGAGGCAAAGAUGGCCGACAAUCGUCAACAGAGAGUCAAGAACAGGAUAUAGAUGUCACCACAAACUCAACCCAAUCUGUCCAGGCAGUAAAUGUCUUGAAAUUAAAGUCAACAGUGCUGCCAUCUCAAGAUGUUAAUCCUAAAGUGAAGUUGAUUCCUCUGGUAAUGAAAAGUGAAGGCUCCCUUGUUCCUAAUGCUAAUGGCCAUAUUGAAGAAAUUACAAGUGGACAAAAACAAGUGGUUAUCAAAGUACAGAAAAUUGACAGCGAGAUUCCAACAAAAAUCAAAACUGAGAUAAAUGGAGAUGGUAUCACAGACAAUGAUAGUGAUGUUAUAAUGCCAAGGAGUCCUCCCAGAGUAGCUCGAUUAUUAGAAUCUCCAAUCAGAAAAGAACCGAAGUUGGUUGCGAUCCAACCUAAGAUUGAGGUGUGCACAUCACCAACCAAUCAGCUUCAGUCUGAACCACCUAGACUUUCAAAACAAAGAACGACAAAAGUCGUUAUAUCUCCAAAACCCUCGUCACCCCCGCCCAGGACUGUCAUCAUACGUUCCCCAACGCGGGAACUCCUCUCUGCAGGGGGUGACGCAAUCAAUCCAGUUCAGAUAAGUUUAUUGAAAAAUGUCAAAAUUAAGCUCCAGAAAUCCACCUUUGGUUCAGUUGACUCUAAAAAGUUGACGCAACAAUCAUCAAGUUCUGAAAAUUCUCCAUCUCAGAAUUCUAAUAUGGGACAUACCGGUAAAUCGAAAGUGUUUGGCCAGAACGGUGAUAAUAAGAAUGCGGUAGAAAGUCCCUGUCGCACAUUGCGUGGGUCAACAAAAGGCCAGCCUCAUUCUGAUGACAAGAUGUCUGACAAGAAGGGAACGAGUCCUGAACGACGGAAACGUACAAAUAGUGACAAAGAGGGAAAGAAUGUCCCCAAGAAAAAGGUCAAAGUAGAACCAGGUGCUAAAUCCAAGGCAGACCCCACAUCACCAAUACAAAGCACCCCUGUGAGGAAGACCAGAACCAGAGAGGUAUGCUCUGAUGCAGAUUCCUCAAUGUCAGACACAACAUCUCCACGUACCCCUAGGGGGCGCACAACUUCCAGCAACUGGGGUAGUUCACCCGGGUCAACUCCUGGCAGUCAUGAGAAAAAGAAAAGAAGGUCGAGGUCUGUCUCGUUCUCGAGUCCUGAAUCUCCAGACAGGGCUCAGCCUGGAAGACGAGGCCGUGGUAGGGGUCAAGGUCAAAUCAUGAAACGGGGAAAAGGAAGUAGUCCAUCUGGGAGAGGUACUAAAAAAACUCAAAGUUCAGAAUUGUCUAAACCUGGGAGGAAACCAAUGAAAAAAGAUGGACUCAAGAAUAAGGAUCGUGCAGGUGGGAAGAAAAAGAAAAAAGACCCCUUGAAAAGAAAAACAAGGACUCCUUCUAAAGAUGAAGCAGAGGUGAUGAAGAAACUACGUGAAAUUAAAGGACGUUACGUAGUUCGACCAGCUCCCAUUAAGGCCCCUUCACAAUAUGUGCAAACACUUUCCAAUGAAAAUCAUCCUCUGAACCGCAACAUGUGGAAUAAAAUUUUCCUUCUACUUGAUCAAAAAGACAUGUGUAAAUGUAUGCGUGUGUGUAAAAGCUUCUAUAGAUGGUGCUUAGAUCAGCAAUUCUGGGUAAAAAUAGAUCUGAAUCGGCAAAUUAUUCGUCAACAGCAUUUGAUUGGAGUUGUUCUCCGUCAGCCUCAGAGCUUAGAUCUUAGCUACACAAACAUUUCCCACAAGCAACUGCAAUGGCUGGUUGCUAGGAUACCACAGUUGAAAUCCUUAUCACUUGACGGGAACUCAUGGAGCUCUAUAUCGGCACUAUGUUCAUCCCAGUGCCCUCUACUGGAGACCUUAGACAUUAACUGGUGCACUGGAGUAAAAGAUGACUGUGUGCGUGAUCUAGUAUCGCCACCUUGUGAUCAUCGCCCGGGUGUAAAAGACAUCUCACGACUUAACAAUCUGAAGACCUUGCGUAUCGCAGGCUGUGACAUUACUGAUGAUGUCAUUUCAGUGAUGACACUUCGUCUCGCUAGCCUACAGAAUCUUGACCUGAGCUACUGUGUGCAACUUACUGACAAUGCAGUUCAGACUAUCGCCAAAAGCAAUCAGUUGCACCUCAACAAUUUGCAGUUAAAUGGAUGCAAUAACCUAACCAAUGCUUCACUCACAUUACUGAAAAAAUGUAAAUAUCUGAAGAUGAUAGGGCUGGAAAAGUGCCGAAAAAUCAAAAAACAGAAAAAGUAAAAAAUCAAAGACAAAUACAGUCACGCUACAGUUGUGUGUUUAGCUGUCAGGUGGUUCUAUUUGGAAGGUGGCACAAAGGAUAAAUUGAACGAGUUACUGUUAUAAUGUAGAAAUAAUUAUCAUUUAUUCUAAAAUGUCGAAUCUCAAAAAGGUGCAACAUUUCUAUGUGAGGCUACAGAACUUGUAGUCAAUUUUACAAAAUUCUGAGGGAUGAUGUUCAAAUUAUCAACAGCUGUGGAAUAACGAAGUUAGUUUCAUGAGGGGGAGGGGGUAAAUGAUGGUUUCGUUAGUGAAUAAUGAACAAAUAUUUCACUCUAUUGAGGUGAAUACCUGUACAUCUUUCACAAGUGAUAUUCCACGAAGCCAGAAGGGCAAGUGGAAUAUCACCUUGUGAAAGUGCUUCAGGUAUUCACCGAAAAUAGAGUGAAAUAUUUGUUUUAUUAUAUCACUGUCUAGCUAAACAUCCCUAAUAUUAUUAAGUCAUAGGUUAACAUUGAAAUACAUUGAAUCUACUCGGUUCGUCUGCCAUUUUGACUUACACUGAACUAAAUUAUUUACACUGAACGAAAACAAAUUCUUUGAAAAUUCCCGGGAGCGUGGGAUAUCGCUAGAUAUCUCACGGUUGUCUUAUCUGAUUAGCAUUGCCAUUGAAUAUCGCCAGAUAUCCCACGACAUGUGACCCGGUUUUGACCAAUCAUACUGUCGCUAGCUAGAUAGUGAUAUAAUAACGCCAGAUAUCCCGCCACAUGUGACCCGGUUUUGACCAAUCAUACUGUCGCUAGCUAGAUAGUGAUAUAAUAAUGUUUAUUAUUUUAUUUAAUAUUCAAGUGAAAGACAAAUUAACAUUUUAAAAUUUCGUUGCUGAGGGGAGGGGGGGUCAAAUCAUAACAAAAUUAACUUGGUUAAUCCACAGCUGUUGAUAAUUGGACACCAUCCCUAAGCAAUCCAAUCAUAUCAAUACUUUUGAAUUUUAAGUGGAAUCACAUUGCACUGGGACACUUCUUACCAUAUGGAUACUAAUACGGCUGUCACAUCAUUUGUAUAUACUAUUGUACAUGUAUCUUGCCUUUAAGUUUGAAUAAUGUGUGUACAGUAAUCUAAAAUACCUUACAUAAGUUGGUUGAGGGGUAUAGUGCUUAAGGAUUUUGUUUGUACAUUUAUUCAAUAUAUCUCACAUUUAUAUCAUUAAACUUAAUGGCCAGUUUGUCAUAGUAUUAGCCUGCUAGGGUAAAACACCAGGUGAGGCAAAUGUAAAUGGGUGAGGCAACAAGGUACAACAUGAGGUACAAGGUGACACAAAAAUGCCACCCAUUAGUUUUGGAAUAGCUUUCUCAAUAAUGAAGGAAUCUUUGUGAUUUUUUGUGUAAAUAGAGUGUUCAGUGGAAGAAAGGUUGUUGUACUUGUAUAGCAUCAACAAUGCGAUUUAGAGAUAUCACAUUUUCCAUCCAGGUAUGCCAUUCGUGAAAUCGUUAAAAAUGUUCGAUUUUUGAAAUUUCCAAGUUAUUGACGCUAUGCAAGAAGAGCAAUCUUUCUUCCAUUGAACACUCUAUCUACACUCUAACACUACACUCUAUCUUGGGGCUUUGCACUAGAUUGUCAUUCUGUCUAUUGAGAAAGUUAUUCCAAAAUUGGUGGGUGGCAUUUUUUGUGUCACCCUGUAUACUAGUUUUAUACUUUAAUUCUAUUUUCACUUGAAUAAAUGUUUCUGCCUCAUGCCUAUCUAUGUCCAUGCAGCCUCGGAGGGAUAUGUAGCAGGCUACCAACAUAAAUGUUUAGUGCAAUUUAAGUCCAUUUUUAACAACAUAGAGCUUAACUUCCUGAAUUCCAGGCUCUAUAUUCAGUUUGAAUUUGAAACUAGAGGAUUUUUCAUUUUCUCCAACUUUUGACAUUUUACUACAUACAACAGGUGAUUUUAGUGAAAGAUUUUGUGACAGAUUAUCUCAUCACUCUAGCAUUCAAGGUCAGUUCUAAGGUGACAAGAAAUCUCGUCGGGUAGUCAAGCGAUUAAAGUGACUCAACCUUUAUUGCCUUAUUGAAAUUGCCAGAAAAUGUAUAUUUAAAUUAGUGUCAUUCACAUUUUUUUAUAUGGAAAUCAAAGCUUCAUUUCAAUACCAAGAGAGUGAAGGUAAGCUAAAAGAAACAACGUUUUUUUAGAAGCGAAGUUAAACGAAUGGAGCCAUAUUAUUUCAACUUACUACAUGUAAGUUGGCUACAUGAGUUUCUCCUAUUGCUUCUCAUAGAAUAUUCCAAGGCAAUAAAGUUGCUUUCUAGUUUUUUUAAUGAAACUAUGUUACAGAAAAAUGUUUGUACAGUCCAGUUACAGUAUAUGGUUCAUGG
Messenger RNA from Owenia fusiformis, 6835 nucleotides. Lineage: Eukaryota; Metazoa; Annelida; Polychaeta; Sabellida; Oweniidae. The record is from the annotation of a GenBank genome assembly.